Molecule: messenger RNA, 2348 nt
Organism: Macroventuria anomochaeta
Lineage: Eukaryota; Fungi; Ascomycota; Dothideomycetes; Pleosporales; Didymellaceae
Product: amidase signature enzyme
Exons: 1
Coding region: 180-2036 (618 amino acids)
Source: RefSeq, a predicted model, not a curated record
CUCAAGAUCGAUAUUCAGGCCUUUCUUGAGAUGCUCAGUAACCUGCACCUCAUGUUCCUUCCCUUAAUGGACUUUGUCCUCCUGCUUAUCAGGCCCGCCUGAAGUGCGGUAGACUAGAUUGCAAGGUUCAGCCCCCAAAUGCAGCAUUGGUUCGAUCAGGCAUGCGUUGAGCUGCAUACAUGCAUGCAGGUACAAGUACGAUCGCAGUCGCCGUCAUUGCGACCCUUCUGUAUUCAUCUCACUUCCUCGACCUGCUCGAUACGAUGUAUCGAAAGACUGCCGACAUCACCAUUCUAACCCUUGCAUUUGGCGCACUCGCGCAGUAUAAUGCGUCGAACAUCCUCAACGUUGACCCACUCCAACAACCGUAUCCGUACCACUUUCCGCCUCAAGAUGCAGCAGGUACUCCGGCCUUGUUUCCGAUGCCCACUUGUCAAGGGAUUACGCUCGAAGAAGCGACCAUAGAUCAGCUAUCGGGCUACAUGAGCAAUGGAUUACUUACUUCUGCGCAACUUCUUCGAUGCUACCUGAGAAGGGUCCAACAAGUCGAUGAGUAUAUCAAUUCCAUUAUCGAGCUCAAUCCAGAUGCUGAAGAUAUUGCUGCUGCAUUGGACGCCGAGCGAGCGGCAGGUCAUGUGCGCGGACCACUGCACGGCAUACCGUUCAUCGUCAAAGACAACAUUGCAACGAAGGAUCAGAUGGAAACAACAUGCGGGAGCUGGGUGCUGUUAGGGAGCGUUGUGCCAAGGGACGCCCACGUGGUCGCAAAGCUACGACAAGCAGGUGCACUUUUGGUGGGCAAGGCAACUCUGUCAGAGUGGGCUGACAUGCGAUCGAACAAUUAUUCGGAAGGGUAUUCACCAAGAGGAGGUCAAACAAGAAGCGCGUAUAACCUCACGCUGAACCCCGGUGGAAGCAGCUCGGGCAGUGCAGCAGCUGUGGCCGCGAACAUUGUACCGUUUUCUCUGGGCACAGAAACAGAUGGAAGCGUCAUCAACCCUGCAGAGAGGAAUGCAUUAGUCGGGAUCAAGCCAACAGUGGGACUGACUUCACGGGCCGGAGUUGUGCCUGAGAGUGUUCAUCAAGAUAGCGUAGGCACGUUCGGCCGAACAGUUCGCGACGCCGCAUAUGCUUUCGAUGCUAUCCAUGGUAUCGAUACCCGGGACAACUACACCCUUGCUCAGGAGGGCAAGACUCCACCUAGCGGCUAUUUGCAAUAUCUAACAAACAAGUCUGCCCUACAGAAUGCGACGUUCGGGAUCCCAUGGGACAGCUUCUGGAUCUACGCGGACGAAGAACAGCAAACACAACUCUUUUCCAUCAUUUCAGCGAUCAAGGCUUCAGGAGCAACUGUAAUCAACAAUACCGAGAUACCCAACCGCGAGCUAACCGUGUCACCCGAUGGCUGGAAUUGGGACUUCGGAACCACACGCGGCUACCCUAACGAAUCAGAGUACACUGUUGUCAAGGUUGACUUCUACAACAACAUCAAAGCAUACCUCUCUGAGCUUGAGAACACGAACAUUCGCUCCUUAGAAGACAUUGUAGCCUACAACUAUGCUAACGACAGGACCGAAGGCGGGUAUCCCUGGCCACGAGGCGUUCCAGCAUUCUACUCUGGCCAAGACGGCUUUCUCGCUUCACUGGAGACAAGGGGGGUUAUGGAUGAGAUAUACUACCAGGCUCUCACAUUCACACAAAAAGCCACGCGUGAAGAUGGUAUCGAUGCAGCUCUCGCAAACAACGGACGGCCUGUUGAUGCGUUGCUUGUUCCCUCAGAUGUUGGUCAGUCGUAUCAGCUCUCAGCCCAGGCUGGGUAUCCUGUUAUUACGAUUCCGGCUGGUGUGCAUUCGAAGUCGGGCAUGCCGUUUGGUUUAGCGCUGAUGGGCACCGCAUGGGAUGAAGGCACGUUGCUGAAGUGGGCUAGUGCGAUUGAAGAUCUGCAGCUCAGCACUGAGGGCUUGCCAAAGAGAACGCUGCCGAAAUGGUAUGGGUACAAAGAGAGAAACAUACCCGUCCCGUUUCUAGAUCCAUAAGCGGUAUAGGUCUCUAUCCUUGGGAAAACAGACACCCUCUUUGUGCGAGUGGGCCGUGAACGAGGAAGUCUUGUGGAGAUACUUUUGAUCACGUCAAUUUCGGUCACAUAUUAGAGCACCUCAGAUUCUCUCAGACUCUAGCGCAGUUCUGGAUAGUCAAGAUCAUCUGCAGAUUCCAGCGCUUCACCGUCCAUGAUCCCACGUACGUAGGCAUCAUCGACAACGGCAAAGUAGCCAUCUUGCAAAUCGACCUUCCCUUCCAAAACAGGCAUUGUAUAAGUUCAAGUGAACAGUCAGGUAAUCCUGUUUCUC